AUGGCAUCCCAAACAUCCUCGAUUGAUCUUACCUACAUCUAUAAACUCUCCAUUGUAAAGAUAAAGUCCAUCGGUUCCAAUAACGCCAACCAGGCCACCACCAUACGCAAGGAUACCAGCACUCUACGUAAAUUGGUGUUGAUUAAUACCUUUAUUGAACGUAAGAUGGCCUUUUACGAGGAGCUCCUGUUGGCUAAGAGAAAUUCCGCCCACAUGAACAUUGGAUGUGGUAAACUCGCGAACAACAUCGGUGUCGCUGGUAACGGCGUCCGUGUGAAGGUUGUGAAUGUGGCGAGACCUGAUGCUGGCGAUGACGUCACUUACUCCAACUCAGCUGCGACCAUCAGUGGCAAUGAUCAUUUUGAUUACGAGGAAGACGAGAGCGAGAGACCCACUUCUCCUCCGCCACCCUACUCACCUCCUUCUUCGCCCGUCUAUCAUAUUGUUCAAAAGGAAUACCCUUCAAAGCAUGAUUUCAACAAGAUCCUCAUUCCAGUACAGGUGCAUCGUAAUGUCUUUCAUCCCGCCGAACAGGCGCAAUAUCAACAACAACAAUAUCAUCUUUCCCAAAGAGGAUACUACAAUCAAUUACAUCAAAAAGAACCGCAGAAAGCGGUUCAAAGGAUAUUGAUUCCGUUGCCCGGCUCACCCAAGCAAUUCGCCAAUGCCCCCCCGCCAAGGUAUGCUCAAGCCUUGCCACCAUCGCACCAAAUUCAUCUUGUAAAAGUGGUGCCACGACAACGGGCGCUUGACGCCAGGUUUUACUGA
Acaulospora morrowiae is the source of this 768-nucleotide messenger RNA. The record is from the annotation of a GenBank genome assembly. NCBI's taxonomy places the organism in Eukaryota, Fungi, Glomeromycota, Glomeromycetes, Diversisporales, Acaulosporaceae.